Drosophila mauritiana is the source of this 2186-nucleotide messenger RNA. RefSeq lists its product as uncharacterized. The transcript has 2 exons. The coding region runs from base 95 to 2086 and encodes 663 amino acids. Gene Ontology annotation, molecular function: protein binding. The record is from RefSeq and is a predicted model, not a curated record. NCBI's taxonomy places the organism in Eukaryota, Metazoa, Arthropoda, Insecta, Diptera, Drosophilidae.
GCGAUUUGUACUAGCCUCAGUUUGAUUUUCGCACACGAGGUGGUCGGACACGGAUGAGUUUGAUAGUUUAGCGGUCUCUCGGUGACACGCUUCGAUGGGCAGCUCGCAUUUUUCGGUGGCGAUGACGCAGUGCGUCUUCCUCGUCGUCGUAUCGCUGAUUUUGUCACACGUGCGGGCAGCUGGCGAUGCGGUGUCUUCCGCCAACGAAUCAAUAUCGUUGCCACCGGCUUGCGUCAUUCGGGCAACGCUCUAUAAGACCUCUUCGUCGGAAAGGAGUCAAAACGAUUUUGGGCUGCCUCUGGCUAUAGAUUGCAGUGAGAACAGUAGCAUGGGGAUGAAUUACUUCGAUUUGGGCGCCCAAAGAGUGGCCGGAAAGAGGCACGUUUCGCUGGAUGGCUUUCAGACACCGCCCUUGGGAAUCUCGAGCUAUGGCUUGGAGUACCUGGACAAUUGUGUGGAUCUGGAAAGUGUCGAGAUCCAACGUUUUGUGGGCGAUGCCACCCUGAAACUGAGCUGUGGAGGAGCUCUGAUCCCCAACCUCACCGCAGUGUCUUUUAGAAACAACGAGCUGGGCACAUUGAGUGGAGAAACUAUCCAGGACUUGCCACAUCUUAAGAUACUACACUUGCAACAGAACUCACUAAGGUACCUAGAAUACUUUAAGAACCCUUCUGACUUGGAAGAACUUAUAAUACAGGACGAACGGGAUUUGGUCCUGAGGUUCAAUGAAAUCCUAAAUCAGCUGCCAGAGCUGAGAAGGCUUAGUUUGCGAAAUGUAGAAAAGAUUGAGGACCAAUUCCUUAGAAUCUUACCAGAAAACUUAACGGAUCUGAUAAUCGAGGAUACGCCCAUUCAACCAGGAGUUUUGUACUUGACCGAAGGCGUUGCGAAACUGGUAAACGUAACCAUCACAAAUUGCCAGCUGAAGGGAUUUGCUUUGCAACCAGCACACAAUUUGGAUAUUACGUAUCUAAAUCUAAGUGGCAAUGCCAUAUCUUCGUUCAACAUACGUUUUGAAAAUGGACCAAGCACCCUACUGACCUUGGACUUGAGCCGAAAUAGAUUGGAGCACUUGAAUUUCACCUGGUUCUAUAGAACCACCAGUCUUCGUAGUCUCCACCUGCAGGAAAACCACUUCCAUUCAUUGUCCCUCUUCCAAGUGGGCUUGAUUUCCCCAGCAAGCAUUCACCACAUUGACCUGAGAUCCAAUGAAUUGAUGAGUUUCCGGGAUACAGAAAAUGCUGAUGUACCGUACUGGAACCCACAGCUUCGAAUUUCCAUCGAUGGCAAUCCUUGGAGCUGCCAGUGGAUGCUGAAUUUCUCGCACAUGCAUCCUCAACUCUUUAGACUAUUCCAGUACUCCAAGUAUAUAUCCCACAUCAAUAUAAAUGGCCUGAGCUGCACACCGCAAGAGCCGCCCUCGGAAGAACCGCCCAAGGUGCGAAGAAUCAUGCACGUAAGGAUCAAUGGGACAGACUCUGCGAUUCCCGUGCCACAUCCACAUGGAAAUGUUUCCAGUUUUACUGUCCUUUACGGCAACCCCGUAGAACUGCACCGAAGUCAGCGGUCUUUAGCCUUGAUAAUCGUGUUUAUGUUGCCCCUGGGAAUCGCAUUCCUCUUCCUCUUGCUAUAUCUAUACCUCCAUUGCGAGCGGCUCUUCCACUUGUCCUAUUACGCCUCGGGAUUGCCCUGUUUUGGUGGCGAAAAAUCUUCCAGUGGGCCGAGGUUUGUGGAUCACGUGGACAUAGUGCGCUAUCCCAUUGCGAAUGGCGGUUCCAGUAGCCCAGUUGAUGUGGAAACCGAAUUGCCAGAUGGAUACGAGACUCCUGUGAGUGGAGGUACCUCCAUUUGCAAUUGCACUGGUCACAGAGAAUCCACCUGCUCGAGGACCCACCAUGUCACCUACGAGUCCUUACCAGCUGAGUUGCCCUAUCAACUGUACGCAGAGAUCAAGGAGCAGGCGGAUGAGAACGGGGAUGCGGAUGAGGUGCUGGCCCUACAUACCGGCCCUACGGCUCCCAUUUACGAUCAUCUGUCAUUUGUGGAGGAGAUGCCAAAACUGGAUGAACUGAGAGAUAUAUCCUAGUUGUCUUUGAAUACUUGAAUAGAGAACACAUUGGCAUUCAUGGGGCAACAAGAAAGAUCAGCUCGUUUUAGUCAACAAAAGAAAUAUUGGAAAUCUGGAU